UUACCGCAGCUACCCUUUUGCAAACUCUCCGUGCUUUACCUCCAUGCCAGUUUAUGGGACGAUACUUGCGAUAUGAGCCUGCCAGGGCCUUCCGUACCCUCCUCAUCUCUUACAGGUAACACGCAAUUUCCCUAUAUGCGCAUAUAUACAUCAGCUUUCUUCGCACUGAUUACCAUCUGACGCCUCCUCCAGGAGUCCGCGGCAAUACAAAGGCAACGUGCACCCAGACGGGACUCCUAUGGGCGUACCACAUCAGCUUAACUGUGGCGAGUUCGUAGAGCUAGAAUUGCCGACAGCUAUGAAGCUCAUCAAAACACCCGGCGCAAGGAGGCGUACUAUCCUGUACAACUCGGAUGCCCUUACAGAUCACGGGUACGAGGGUAUCAGCCUUCUUCUGGAUCCCCUUCUUUAUGAUACAGAAACGUUAAAGAAGAUUGCCACACUGUUCGGGCCUGUCGAGCACUUCCGGCCCUACAAACUCCAGGAGGAUACCUCACGGUGCGGUGGAUAUCUAAAUCUACACAAUAGCCCGCGCUCUGCGCUUAUGGACCCUGGCUGUUGGCAAGUGAAAUGGUGUCACCGUGACGAUUGUGUGAGCGCUUGGAUGACACUCCGCAGUGUCCCUCAUUUAACAGUAACGUGGGCGCACCAAUCACAUUCGGAGAAGCACGGCCAGCAGCAGUCAAGCACCUCAAGCACCUCACCUUCCAAUCAUACCUCGCAAGUAUGGGGCAGCCACGUAGUCGCUCGUGAUAGCCUGAACUCCCCUGAAUGCUCCCGUUUCAUUCCCUCUUUCCAUGGUCCUCCCAUGAAUCGUGAUUCCUUCACUGACCAAGUCGAUCUCAUGCCGACGUUGUGGGUACGAAAUGCCCCUACAACCCCGGAUAGCGGAAUACAGCAGUGUCGACCCCGGGCAGCAUCCCUCACUCAACCCAAAACCUUACCUCCAUUACAGUCUAGCGAACAACUUUCGACGCCUUGCGGUGCUUCCAACCGGAGGAUUAUGUACUCUGCGACCUUCACUGUGCUCCCACCGACACAUCCAUCGUUCAGCGACUCAGGGGACGCUCAUGACGUUAAUCGGCAAGAAGUUCCAUCGUCGCCCAAGCUCGUAGCAUUUCCAGCUCCGAGCGAAGCUGGUGGACGCCACAAUGUUGCCCGUGAUCCUACGACGAUCUUUGUUGGGGGCCUGCGGAUGUCUGGUCCUAAGCCCUGGGUCGAAAGUAAGAUUCGUGCGAUAUUUUCGAAAUACGGAGGGGUCAAGGAUGUUACUGUGGUUCGUCCUGUGAACAAUCGACCUGGCUAUGCGUUUGUCAAGUUUGAUAACACGGAAUCACCUCUUCAAGCCAUAAGCCGAGAGGUAGAUUCCACUCCGGCAGGUACAGACACAAAUAAUUAAAGCAAGUUUGCAGCACAAUCGCAUCGUAGACGGGCGACGGAUUCGUGUGCAACUACGGGAUUUGCGUCCCUACCGAUGGAAGACUUUGCAGUCUAUUU
Molecule: messenger RNA, 1497 nt
Organism: Pisolithus orientalis
Lineage: Eukaryota; Fungi; Basidiomycota; Agaricomycetes; Boletales; Pisolithaceae
Exons: 7
Coding region: 239-1399 (386 amino acids)
Molecular function (GO): RNA binding
Source: RefSeq, a predicted model, not a curated record